Cotesia congregata is the source of this 2670-nucleotide messenger RNA. The record is from the annotation of a GenBank genome assembly. NCBI's taxonomy places the organism in Eukaryota, Metazoa, Arthropoda, Insecta, Hymenoptera, Braconidae.
AUGGCUGAGAAUCUCGCUGCGAAAUUGUGCGCGCUGAUACCAAAUGAAUCUGUAAAAGUUGGAUGGACAGAAGAAAAUCAGACUCUUGAUGAUUCAUUAUCAUCGCACUCGGUAUUACAUCAUUUUCCAAGUGUGCUGAAUAUCGUCCAAGCGACAAUAAAUCAAAAUCACACUUUGCUUGGAUAUAUAGUGAAAGAAACAAUAAAAGUAUCCAAAGAAAAUGAAGAUCCAGAAAACAAAGACCAGAAUGAAGAAGAAAAAAAAGAUCCUCUGUCAGACGCUUGUUUAGAUUCUGAAUUAGAAGUCUAUCAAGCUUAUAUCCUAGAAUUAGAGUCAGACGACAAGAAAAUUCAUACUGUGAUUACCGAACGGCGUAAGCAAGUUCGUAUACAAUUUUUAUACAAACAAAAGCGUCAGACAGGCUUAGACAAAUUUAUAGUAUUAAUUCAUCACGAGUGUAUAGUAAUGUACACUGCGCUGUUCAACAGUUCAUCUGAUAUAGAUACAAUCAAGGAAUUAAAGUCCGAGACCAUUGUAAGAACGUUUACUUGGGCUCAGUGGGACUCGACGAACCAAGUGCUGUACCAUAUCCACAACCGUCGUGCUCCAACUAGUUUAGUAACUGAAGAAGACAACGAAAGUCGUUCUAAAGCAACAAACUCUUGUCCAACUCUCAGCGGUUUGCAAUUCCACGAUGAAUUACCACACGAAACGGUGCUAAAUAUCCCAUUAAAUUUACCCCGACCGCCCAGCGCAGACAAUUGUGGGACUUACGAAGAUGAUGUGAUUCCUCUGAGGGUUCACGACUGCUCCCUGGACCUGAUUGUGAUUUCAAAUUCUAAGGGGAUGGUCUGUGUAUGCCAUCACUAUCUCUACCGACCGAUCCAGCCGCCUCAACACGUGCUCAACGCAUCGCUCAGCGACUCCAAUACAGUUCACUUUGCUUACUCGGUGACUUUGCUCCAUCACAGCUGCGUUAUACACUGUGUCGUGCCUGGAAUUCCCUGGUCUCAAGCUAAGCUAAUGCGUCCUACCUUCGCUAUCGCUGAAGACUACAUGGUAGUCUUUGUUCAAGGAUCAUUUACGCAUUUGCUAGAAAUUGGAGCCAGUCACGAUCCAAGCUGUCAUAUUCUUUGCGGAUCUUUGCCAACUAUUUAUUCUCAUGCUUCCUACUUGGUACCUCUGUUGGACCUUAAUAGCAAUAAAACAGUUGCUAAUAAAAAGUCAGGUUUUUUAGAAGCUCAGGACGUCGCUAAUAUUAUGACAAUAGAUUUACCAACGCUAGAUUUAAUUCCGCUUAAAGUCACUGCUGAUUUUUUGAUAGACGUUUUUAAGAAAGAGUCUUCUGUUCACGUACGACUGGGAAUUAUUCAUUAUUUUAUGUGCCACAAACACGAUCUAGAAAUAGUUGCUGGACUUAUAUCGAUAAUUGCCGAGAAACCUCGUGCUCUUGAUGUCGUAAAAUUCAUGCAAGAAAUAUUAAUUGGUAAUUCUUACUCUUUGGUGCAAAAAAAUUUACUUCCCGAUGCAGUCCCGCUGUUGUCUCUCCUUCCUAUCACAACUGUCGAAGAAUGCGUGGGGUAUGACGCUAAAAUUGGUGAGUUUAAUAUAACACUGAGUCAUGAAAAGUUAUGGAACACAUCUGUGAUGCUGCUGUCUCCUCAGCAGCGAUUGGUACCCUACCGAAGUGAUUUAUGGACACGAUUAUGGGACAAUCUUGGAAAACGAAGCGAAAGCAAGCCCAGAUUUAAAUUCAGCCAGAUAACUGAAAAAUUAUUGGUGUCUUUGGCGUGUUAUCAGCCUGAAGUACUGUCCAGAUCCAGUACGCCAAUGUCACCAAGUGGGGGAUUAGUUUUAGCUACUGGAUCUUUCGGUGACUUGAUGAGCAAUCGCAGUAACAAAAUUCUGGACUCUGCGCUACCGUUUAUAGAAGUGGAAAAUUGCACUGCCUCACGACAGGAGCAUAUUGUAGCGGUUAACCUACGGGAAUUAUCUAUGUAUCUGUUGAAACAUGCUACUAAUGCUCCGGCAACUUCCUAUGUGGCCUGUUCACCUCUUCAAGUUCACGCGAUGGCUACUAGACACAUUGCGGCUCAGCUAGAAAGCUCAAGGUCACUUUGUCAGAUGCUUUGUCGGGCAGCUAAUGUUGAUCCGCGGCUAGAACAAGAACGUGGCUUUGUUCUUAUAGAUCAAUUAGAUGAAAUUAGAAGAAAUUUACUUUUUACUCUACUAGAGCGCUAUCGUUAUGCUAUUGAAAUAAUAGCGUUUCCUGUACCACAGGGAUUUUCAUCAUUUUUUACAUAUCUAGGAUAUCGUAGUCUUAAGUAUCCAAUGUUUUUACAGUACGUUGAACGUUCUUUACACUUAUUAUCACUUUUACCGAGAUCUCGCGCAAAAAGACUGUUAAAUCAGUGGCUACAUCCCGUAAGCUUUAUGAUACGAGCUCGUGAGCAUGCUGGAAAUAUUUUAUCUGGUGAAAUAUGCCAGAACCGCGGAAGAACUUUACAGCAUUGUCACCGACAUAACGGGCUUGCCGCUUUUCCUUCAGCAGAUCGUCUAUCACCUCUCGAUACUUUUCUUGAUUUGUUAACUGCUAAAGCAAGUCUUGCAGAAUUAGAUUUUGGUUUGCUUAUAGAAGCAACUGUCACUUCCACUGAAGAUUUUCUUUAA